CGCCGGCCGAAAUUUCCAAUUGGCGCGUUAACCUUAUCAUCGCGGUGUCACGCACACAUUAUGACGUAGACGGAGAUUGUAUCGUAGUCAAGAGCUUAAUAUGAUGAGCAAGCUUAGAUUGGGGUCAGAGUAUAUUCCAUUAACGGAGGACGACAUGUCGAAGGCUCGUCUCGUCGUGCCGUUCUCCCGAGUGGCAUGGUUCACAGUCUUCCUGCCCUUCCUGGCAUUCGUCUUCUGCGUCGCCUGGUCGAUCCUAUACAACUUCGAGCAUUCCACCUCCACUCAUUGCCAGGUGUACAAUUUUUUACCGUCUGUCUCGGCGGCCAUAGGUCACUAUAGACCUCAGAGAGAUGUCUGGAAAACCUCUAUAGCAUUGCAAGCGAUAGUGAGAACCUUGGUGUUCAUGUUGUACUAUCGUUACUACAAGGAGUACGUUUACAAGUGGGCGCAGUAUCUGAGUAAUAUUGCGCUUGUUAUGUACGCCAUUGAGAAUACCUCUCUGGUGACACUGAGUUUUUGGACUUCCGAUGAGAAUUAUGCGUUCCACAAGAUGUCUUUUAUAACUUUUUUGAUAACGUCAUUUAUACACAUGUUUGUAGCAUAUUAUAUUAUGAAGAGCUGCCUGAAUGUCGCAAAAGGCUUAAACGAUGCUUCCUUAAAGUGGAAACGGAGAUCAAUGAUGUUGAAUGUGUUAUCUAUAUUAGUAGCAUGUUAUUUCUUUUAUAGACAUAAUAAAUAUUGUGAACCUUUAGUGUAUUCAAUGUUCGCUCUGAGCGAGUAUGGAGUUGUGCUCUCAAACAUGGGGUACCAUUUGACAGCUGCAUUGGACUUUGCUACCACGCGUCUCAUGAUAUCAGGAAACAGAUUUAGAAUUAUCUAAUUUUUUUUAAUUACAAUUUUACGUGCGCGUAUGUAAUUGUUGCAUAUAUUUCAACUUUAUUGUAUAUUAAUGUACAUAUUAUUCGUUUCUGAAAUCUUUAUGUAUUAUAUAUCCUUAUAUUAGUAAAUAAUUUUAUUAAUAUUAAUAGAUAAUUUAUACAAAAAUAUAAAUUAUAGCUUCUGGCAUGGACGUAUUACAGAUAUUAAUGGCAGAUGUAUUUAUUCGUAGCAGUAUAUUUUUUCAAAGGCACUUUAAUUUAAAAAUUAAGUGCAUAGAAUUUUGUAUAAAAUAAUCCUCUUUUUUCCAUUAUCUUGUCGCAAAUUAUUUCACGUUAUUAUAACAAAAUAUUAAUGUAUAUAAAUCGAUAUAAUAUACAAAUAUCUAUUUUUCGAGAUAAUAAAUGGCUCAAUACAAAAAUUA
This is a messenger RNA of Solenopsis invicta (red fire ant), 1300 nucleotides long. RefSeq names its product post-GPI attachment to proteins factor 2. The record is from RefSeq and is a predicted model, not a curated record. Gene Ontology annotation, biological process: GPI anchor biosynthetic process. Bases 101 to 880 code for a protein of 259 amino acids. Lineage: Eukaryota; Metazoa; Arthropoda; Insecta; Hymenoptera; Formicidae. The transcript is spliced from 4 exons. Gene Ontology annotation, cellular component: endoplasmic reticulum membrane; Golgi membrane.